AUGAAGACCGAUUUCAAGUUCUCCAACCUUUUGGGGACGGUCUAUCGCAAGGGAAAUCUUCUCUUUACUCCCGAUGGAACAUGUUUGCUGUCGCCAGUAGGCAACAGGGUAUCUGUGUUUGAUCUUGUGCAAAACACUUCUUACACCCUGCCCUUUUCGCACCGUACAAACAUCGACCGUCUCGAUCUUUCGCCGAGGGGUAACCUUCUUUUGAGCGUCGAUGAAAAUGGCCGCGCCAUUUUGACCAACUUCCAACGGCGCAUCGCCAUUCACCAUUUCUCCUUUAAGGGCCGAGUUUCUGCACUCAAGUUCUCUCCCUCCGGACGUCACUUCGCCGUUGGUGUGGGCAGACGCCUGCAAAUCUGGCAGACUCCUUCUACUCCCGGAACCGAGAACAAUGGCGAGAUUGAAUUCGCCCCUUUCGUUCUGCACCGAGACCUCGCCGCCCACUUCGACGACAUCCAGAAUGUAGAGUGGUCCAGUGAUUCGCGCUUCUUGCUCACUGCUGCCAAGGAUUUGACCGCGCGAGUAUGGAGUAUGGACCCGGAGGAAGGAUUCGAGCCUACUACCCUGGCAGGACACAGACAGGGUGUGGUGGCUGCCUAUUUCAAUGCUUCCCAGGAAUCUAUCUACACUGUCAGUCAAGAUGGUGCGUUAUUCCGCUGGGAAUAUGUGUCGAAAAAGGACGAGGAAACAAUGGAGGACAUUUCCGAGGCCCGGUGGAGAAUUGUCAAGAAGGAUUUCUUCAUGCAGAACGAUGCCAAGGUCAACUGUGCUGCAUUCCACGCCCAAACCAACCUUCUAGUUGUGGGCUUCUCUAAUGGCUUGUUUGGACUUUAUGAUCUGCCCGAGUUCAACAUGAUUCACCUCCUAAGUGUCUCCCAAAGCAAUAUUGACGUUGUGACCAUCAACAAGUCGGGCGAGUGGCUCGCAUUCGGAUCUUCCAAGCACGGUCAACUACUAGUGUGGGAGUGGCAGUCCGAGUCCUACAUUCUCAAGCAACAAGGGCACCUCGAUUCUAUGAAUGCCCUCGCAUACUCGCCAGACGGCACGAAAAUUGUUACGACUGCAGAUGACGGUAAAAUUAAGGUGUGGGAUGUCAAGUCAGGCUUCUGCAUUGUCACAUUUACAGAACAUACCAGUGGAGUGACGGCCUGCCAAUUCGCGAAGAAGGGAAGUGUUUUGUUCACGGCUUCAUUGGAUGGUUCCAUCCGCGCAUGGGAUCUUAUCCGUUACCGUAAUUUCCGAACCUUCACCGCUCCAUCCCGGCUCUCAUUCGGCUCGCUCGCCGUGGACCCCAGUGGUGAAGUGGUUUGUGCCGGUUCUCCAGACUCGUUCGAUAUCCACGUAUGGUCUGUGCAGACCGGUCAAUUGCUUGACCAGCUCUCCGGUCACGAGGGCCCUGUUUCCACCCUUGCUUUCGCUUCCGAUGGCAAUCACCUUGUCAGUGGAAGUUGGGAUCACACAGUCCGUAUCUGGAGCAUCUUCGGACGCUCCCAAACUAGUGAGCCUCUCCAGCUCAUGUCCGACAUUCUCAGUGUGGCUUUCCGCCCAGACGGAAAACAAGUUGCAGCAUCUACUCUAGACGGCCAGCUUUCUUUCUGGUCCGUUGAAGAUGCCGUUCAGCAAGGUGGAGUUGAUGGUCGUCGUGACGUCUCUGGAGGCCGAAAAAUUGCGGACCGUCGCACUGCUGCCAAUGCCGCAGGCACCAAAUCCUUCAACAGAAUCACCUACAGCGCAGACGGUAGCUGCGUUCUGGCUGGUGGUAACAGCAAGUACAUCUGCUUGUAUGAUGUCGGCACAGGGUCAUUGAUUAAAAAGUUCACUGUCUCCGUCAACACCUCUCUUGAUGGAACCCAGGAAUUCCUAAACAGUCGUGACAUGACUGAGGCUGGUCCCCGUGCUCUUAUUGAUGAAACCGGUGAAGCCUCUGAUCACGAAGAACGCGUAGACCGCACCCUUCCCGGUGCAAAGCGCGGAGAUGCUGGUGCACGAACCACCCGCCCCGAAGUGCGGGUGACAUCUGUUGACUUUGCGCCGACUGGACGGUCAUUCUGCGCAGCUUCCACCGAAGGCUUACUCGUCUACAGUCUAGACACUGACUUUAUCUUUGAUCCUUUUGAUUUGGAUAUCACUAUCACACCGUCCAGCAUCAUUGCCACGCUAGACGCUGCUAAGGAGGCGGCUGCUUCUGAGACCGUCGACGAGGACAACACUUUCUUGAAGGCUCUUAUCAUGGCUUUCCGAUUGAACGAACAAAAGCUUCUUCGUGCUGUCUACGAAUCAAUCCCUCCGUCGGAUAUUCCCCAUGUGGUUCGAUCCGUGCCCUCCGUUUACCUACCUCGUCUGCUCCGAUUUGUUGCACAUGCCGCCGAAGAGACCCCCCAUUUGGAGUUCAAUCUCAUGUGGAUUGAGUCCAUGUUCAGCAGCCACGGUCGCUACCUCAAGGACAACACAGGUGUAUUCGCACCUGAACUUCGCGCUGUCCAGCGUGCUGUCGACGAUAUUCGCGAGAACCUGAAGCGUCUGACCGAAAAGAACCUCUAUGAUCUCAACUACCUGCUCUCAAAGCCUGUUCUUGAAUCUAAGAAGACCAGCAGUGCUCUUUUGGCCAUGGACACUGCCGAAACUGACGGUGCUGAUGAUCAGAUGGUCGACGCUGACGAUGACGAGGGCCGCAUCGUCCCCCGAGUCAUCGACGAACUGCGCGGCGCAUUUGACACAGUACUGCCCGACUGCGAAGGUACAAGAUACAGCACGGCAACUCAUGAUAAAAUAAGAGAAGAACAUACUAACCACCAUCCCAAAUCAGACACAUGGUUCCAAAUCAAUCCAAACGAACUCUUCACUCGCCUAAUCGCCCUAGCCACAUCACGCGUGAUGGCCGGCGAAGUCCUUCGCCGCAACGAAGAAUGGCUCAACCUCGCAAGCAGCUAUCCAAGAAACGUCGGCCUCACUGUGAUCCUCCUGCGCCCCUUCCCAGCCUGGAUCCGACCCUUAAUAGCGUUCUUCCUACCACCCGUCCAGCAAAUGAAAAAGCAACUCCGCUUCGCGAAGGAUCUCUUCGUCCCCAUGGUGAACGAGCGCAAACAGGCCGCAAAUGAUCCGGCCUACACGAGCCCGGAUGACUUUUUGCAGUGGGUUCUUGAUCUAUGUGAUGAGAAGGGCGAGACGCUUGAUCCAGAACUUGUGGCGCAUCAUAUGCUUCUCCUGGUUACGCUUGCUGUUGUUCAUACUAGCUCGAUGGCAUUGUAUCAUGUUCUUCAUGAUUUGAUUGGUAUGCCGGAGUACUUGGAGCCGUUGCGUGAGGAGAUGAAGAGGACUCUACCGGAUGGUUGGUACAAGGGGACUAAGGCUGCACUGUCGGAACAGCAUCGGUUGGAUAGCUUUAUGCGGGAGUCGCAGCGGUUCAGUCCGCCUGGUGAAUUGUCCGUCCACCGCAUCAUCCAAGAAGAAAUCACCCUCCACGAUGGCCUCGUGCUCCCCGUUGGAAUGCAUGUCUGCUUUGCUGCUGGCCCGAUCAGCAAGGACGUAAAUUUCCUCCCAGACCCAGAAACUUUUGAUGGAUUCCGAUGGUGCCGAGAGCCCCAGGACCGUUACGCCUUGUCUCCUGAGUUUGCUACGUCUGCUACCAUUCCGAAUGGGCACGCGAAGAAGAAUGGAUCCGCAGAGAAUACUAUGGCUACACCUGCCAGCUUCGUUACGAUCAGUCCAACAAACAUGCAUUUCGGAUUCGGAAUCCAGGCUUGCCCCGGCCGAUUCUUCGCGGCGAAUACCUUGAAGGCUAUUCUGAGUCGUAUCAUCCUUGACUAUGAUUUUAAGGUUGUUGGCGAUGGGCGACCUGCUAACAUUCGUGUUGGGGAGCAUAUUUUGCCGAGUGUCAAUUCGCAGGUGUUGUUUCGGAAGAGGGCUAUUGGAAUUUGA
Molecule: messenger RNA, 3924 nt
Organism: Penicillium antarcticum
Lineage: Eukaryota; Fungi; Ascomycota; Eurotiomycetes; Eurotiales; Aspergillaceae
Product: snoRNA-binding rRNA-processing protein PWP2
Exons: 7
Coding region: 1-3924 (1307 amino acids)
Biological process (GO): maturation of SSU-rRNA from tricistronic rRNA transcript (SSU-rRNA, 5.8S rRNA, LSU-rRNA); ribosomal small subunit assembly
Cellular component (GO): small-subunit processome; Pwp2p-containing subcomplex of 90S preribosome
Molecular function (GO): heme binding; protein binding; monooxygenase activity
Source: RefSeq, a predicted model, not a curated record